CAUCACCCCUGGUCGCACUCUGAUGACGUUAGUCGAAAAGUAAACGUUAGAAUGUAAAUUAUACGACAUUACAUUUCAACUUGAGUUCACGUAAUGUAUGCCAUCGUUGGUGACUGAUUCCAUGUUGUAACAGCUAGCCAAGUGCCAAUUCUAGUUCGAGUUGGGAUAUCUAGCCUUAAAUUAUAUCCAGUUUUCACUCGGUUAGUGCCUUAUGCUAGUUUGAAUGCAGUUAAACACGUUGUGUUUACGACGAAUAAGUGGCCAAACAAGUUAGCUCGAUCCGGAUGCACUGUUUCUGUGUAUACUUUAGUCAGACAGUUAUUAAUUUGCUAUGUUUUUAAUUCUAGCUGAUGUAAAGCCAGCAUUACUAAAAUAUAAGCCAAUAAAUGUUUUAGUGAAAGCAUGUCUAUGCACUGCAGCCAAUGCUGAUGAUACCAAAACCAACCCAGGGAAACCAGAAUUGGCAAAAAAGAAAUGGAGAAAGAUUUUAAAGAAGAAACAGACAUCAUAUGAACACCUGACCUGGGAGGAGAGACUGGCUUACUCUGUCACUCCCUUGUGGCAGCUAAGUUAUGAGGAACAGCUCCAGCUGAAACAGAAGAACCAGGAGAAGAUCUUAUUACAGCUCUCAGAUCAGCUCCUAUAUGGAAAGUCGACCCAUACGGCCUUGACGUCAUCACCCAAGAGUACCCAACUCGGCUUCCCGUUGCUGCCUAUCUUACCAUCACCUGUCAUAGAAGGUUACCGCAACAAGUCCACCUUCUCCGUCAAUUGCGGGGUUGAUGGCAAUCCUAAAACGGUUGGGUUCUAUGUGGGGACUGGCAGGGCUGGCAACAUUGUGUGUGUAAACGGAGACCACCUACUUAACAUGCCAGAGAGACACAAACUGGUGGCCAGGUGCUACCAGGAUUUCCUCCGCCGCUCCCCGCUGGAGCCCUGUUUGCUGUUCCACGGAGGAGGCCACUGGAGAGAGGUGACGGUGAGGACCAACACAGCCGGCCAAACCAUGGCCAUUGUCUACUUCCACCCACAGAGGCUCACCCCAGAGGAGAUAAACGUCCACAAGUCCUCCCUCGUAGAGUACUUCACCCUGGGGCCGGGGGCCGUCUGUCAGCUAGACUCCCUGUACUUCCAGGAGAGUUCCAUGACCCGCUGCAGCCACGAGGAGUCCCCCUACGAGCUGCUGCAUGGCCAGCCACACAUAUACCAGGAGGUGCUAGGGUUCAAGUUCCGCAUAUCGGCGGACGCCUUCUUCCAGGUGAAUCAGGGGGCAGCUGAGCUGCUUUACCACACAGUGAGAGAGAUGGGCCUGCCAAAUGGAGGAGGAGAGGUAGGCACACUCUUGGACGUGUGUUGUGGAACGGGGGCCAUCGGUAUCACCAUGUCCCCCAGACUACGCAGGGUCAUCGGGAUAGAACUUAUCCAGCAGGCUGUGGAGGAUGCCAGGCACAAUGCCGCCCUCAAUCACAUCCACCACUGUGAAUUCCUCCAAGGGAAAGCUGAGGUUGUCCUUCCCGGGCUUAUGGAGGUCCUGACCUCUGGCAACCCUGUAGGCCCCCUCACGGCUGUUGUGAACCCAGCUCGGGCUGGCCUGCACUACCGUGUGAUCAGGGCCUUAAGGAACCACCCUUCCAUCCGCAGGCUGGUCUAUAUAUCAUGUAAGCCAGAAGGAGAGGCAAUGCGGAACUUCAGGGAACUGUGCUGCAGGCCUGAUCCACAGAGGAAGCUGACCGGGGAGGCUUUCAGGCCGACUCUGGCUGUACCGGUGGAUAUGUUCCCACACACGCCGCACUGCGAACUACUGCUGGUCUUUGAGAGGUAGCUCUCUUCAACCACUACAAGUUAUGUCAUAGCAAAGGUAUUUACUCUAUAGAAUGUAGCCUACACCUUCUAGUGAUUCUUACAUACUGUGAUCUUUGGACUGUUUGAUAAUUGAAGACGUACAAUAGUUAAAUCAGUGUUUGUUAGUGUCGAGUCAAAUUCAAAAUUGUCUAAAAACGGAAAGUGACCGUUACUUAAAAGUAAUUAUUCUGAAAGAUUUUUAGUGUGACUCAGAGUGUGAACACAUCAUGUAUGUUAUUUUGAGACAAAUGUUCUGCGAGCAGUGGUGUAGUAUGGGGUAAAUGAAAUUUAUUCAACCUUAUAACUUUGCGUGACAGUUUACCUACGUUUAUGUGGAAAAAUUAAUCUGUAGCUCAUUUGUUGUUGUUGUGCUGUGUGACUGGUGACCAGAGCUUGUCCACCGAUAUUUGUACCACUAGAUGACUCAUUGGGUGGGAUUAUCACCGUCUUGCUGCUGCAGUGAAGCAGAACUGUUCUUGCUUCAUUUAAGUGGAUCAGAAGUAGUGAACGUAGAAAAAGCAGAGGGAAGAGUGUUAAGAGUGGCUCGCCCACCAAAACGACUGGAGUAGACACCCCUGUCUGGCUUACUUCAGUGUUUGACUGUGCCAUACGGCCAAGCACAUGCUGUACUUCCUCUAUUACAUCAUGUUAUGUUACUGAAUUGCUUUGGCAGGAACUGUAGACUAUGUGCACAAGGUGGUGCUAUGGAGUCCAAUGUUCGAACGGAGACACUUUCACUGCAGCUUUUAGUUACAGGACCCCAUCGUACAUUAUUGAUGACAUGCGUACAAGACGGGACGGACCCUUAAACCAAACCAACUUAAAUAUGGUAUUUUUCUAUUUGGACUCAAUGCAGGAACUGAACAGUCCUCGCUCCUGCUUCAGUGUGCAGCGUAAAGUUUUGCUUUACUUAAAUGACACCCUUUACACACCCUUUGUAGAGUAUGACAUGGACUUAUUUUUUAAGCAUUUAUCUUUAUAUGCUUAUGAAUUCAUAAUGGUGUAUGAAUAUUUUAAGGUGUAUGUUGUUUGAAGUUCAUGAACUGUGUAAAUUGAUUUUAUAAAAGCAGCUACAGUAGAUGUUCAAAUCCGAGGAGUACUGGGAGGCUAUAAUCUAUGACCAAAGAUAAAAUUCAAAUACAAUUUAACUGCUUUGAACAUUAAAUAGGUAAACAUUA
Messenger RNA from Esox lucius (northern pike), 3020 nucleotides. It is a transcript of the gene trmt2b, whose product is annotated as tRNA methyltransferase 2 homolog B. NCBI's taxonomy places the organism in Eukaryota, Metazoa, Chordata, Actinopteri, Esociformes, Esocidae. Gene Ontology annotation, molecular function: tRNA (uracil(54)-C5)-methyltransferase activity, S-adenosyl methionine-dependent. Bases 332 to 1822 code for a protein of 496 amino acids. The transcript has 3 exons. Gene Ontology annotation, biological process: RNA processing. The record is from RefSeq and is a predicted model, not a curated record.